AUGGAAUCCCCCAACGUCAUCGUCUGGCUGCUCCCCUCCUCAACCAACCAACCAGCCCUCGAAACCAUUCGCAUGCCCCAAAACGCAACCAGAAAGGUCGACGCGAUCCCCUCAUCCUACGAGCCCAUAAUCCAGACGCCGAACCCAGACACAGCACCCACAACACCAACCAUCGACCCCUCCGUCCUGACCAAAUCCUCCUCCUUCUUCUCCUUCUCCUCCGCCUCUUCCUCCCCCAAACCCCGCCCAGCCCUCUCGCUCUCCUUCACCGACCCCCCAAAAAACCACACCAGCUUCGUCCUCGGCACCGACCCAUCCCUCUGCGACAUCCUCCUCCCCAACCUCCCAGGCAUCGCCCCGGCACACUGCCACAUAACCUUCGACGCCGACAAGCGCCUCGUCCUCGUCGACACCUCGGACGCCGGCACGGCCGUCUGGUACGAUGGCAACAGCACCGGCGACCGCCGCCGCGAGUCCUGGACCCUCAGCAGCGGGUGCACGUACGGUUUCCCCUCCAUGGUCGACCGCAUCGUUGUUGAUAUCCAGACGGUGCGGUUCCAGGUCGUUGUUAAUGAGGCGCAUUCACUACGGCCCGAGGUUUACCAGGAGAAUGUGGAUAGCUUCAUUUCGAGCCUCGCGAGCGCCAGCGUCGUAGCGGCGGCAGCGGCGGCGGCGGUGGCGGUGGAAGAAAAGACCAUACCUGGUGUCGAUCUCGCCGAGCAGCAGGAGCAGCAGCAAGAGCAAGAGCAGCAGGAAGUGCGCCGUGACGACAAGGACGUCUGCGACUUUUACUACAACUUCAACUUUGAUCUCGGCUUCGACCUCAGCUACGACUGCGACUACGAUUUCGACUACGACAUGUCGGACGACGAGAUGGUCGACGAGGAAGAAGGAGACCUUUUCCCGCCUAUCCCCUCCGUCGUGCCGCCCAUGUACGUCAAAUACCUUCUCACCUCGGACGACGGCACGCCGCCGGAGACGUACCUCUGGAACACGGCGCGGCCUUGGGAGCCAAUGGUCAAGGUCGUCUGCUGA
Molecule: messenger RNA, 1035 nt
Organism: Colletotrichum orchidophilum
Lineage: Eukaryota; Fungi; Ascomycota; Sordariomycetes; Glomerellales; Glomerellaceae
Exons: 1
Coding region: 1-1035 (344 amino acids)
Molecular function (GO): protein binding
Source: RefSeq, a predicted model, not a curated record